GACUCAUAGAUGUUUUGCUGCGGGUCAAAUCAGCCAGGGACGAAUGUUGUUCAUUUAAAUAAUUUCUCCUGUUAUUUGUGUUCAGUUUUGUGAUCAGUGAUAUCCGUUAACUGGAUAUCAAUCCCGGCCCAACCGCAGUUUGUGCAGGUACCGAUCCUGUGAUGGCCUCCAGGCGGCCGGACAGCUUCGACGGGCUCGGCUACCGCGGCCGCGACGACCCGCUGUACGGAGUCAGUUACCCGGUCAGAAGCGCCGGGGGGCCCGCGGAGCUUCAGCACCACCACUGGGUCACCACGCCACCGGACAUUCCCGGUAGCCGCAACCUGCACCACGGAGAGCGUACUCCUCAGUAUGACGAGUCGCUGGAUCCCGGCGGUCCUGGAGCCGCAGGCGGCUGGGAUGUUCCACAGCCGGCCGUCCCGCCUGCUGAGCAGCUGAAUCGAUUUGCAGGUUUUGGAAUCGGGCUGGUCAGUCUAUUCACUGAGAACGUCCUCGCUCAUCCCUGCAUCGUCUUCCGCCGACAGUGUCAGGUGAACUACCACGCCCGAUGUUACCACCUGACCCCAUUCAGCGCUGUCGCUGUCAUGUACACCAUCACCAAGGCUCAGGGCGUGAAGGCUCUGUGGAAGGGGAUGGGCAGUACCUUCAUCGUUCAUGGCAUCACGCUGGGAGCUGAGGGCGUCAUCAGCGAGUUCACACCAUUGCCACGGGAGCUUCCUCACAGGUGGACGUGGAAACAGCUGGCUGGACAUUUACUGCUGAAAGGGUUAACAGCUGUGGUGGCUCUUCCCUUUUACUGCGCCAGCCUCAUCGAGACUGUCCAGAGUGAGAUUGUCCGUGACGACUCGUCCUCCGGUUUGCUCGACUGUGUCCGUGAAGGUUUGACUCGGUUGUUGGGUGUCGGGGCUCCUCACAGUCGUCGUCUGCUUCCUCUCAGCUCUCUGCUGCUUCCUGCCGCUUCGCACGCUGUCCUGCGGUACGCCAUCGCCACCUCCGUCCAGCGAGUAGCACUGUGGCUGCACCAGUGGGGCAGGAAGCAGCGGGCGGACUCCAACAACCCUCUGGACACCUACUUCCCCGAGCUGGCGGCGGCGUGGGCGGGAUCUCUGGUGGCCGACAUCGUGCUGUUUCCUCUGGAGACGGCGCUGCACCGCCUCGGCCUACAGGGUACACGCACCAUCAUCGACGCCACUGACGGUGUGGUUGCUGUGGGAAAUGGCGGCAGCCCCCUGGUCCUUCCCGUCAACACGCAGUAUGACGGGUUCUCCGACUGCCUCCACGCCAUCCGCCGCAAGGAGGGUGUGGCCGGGUUUUAUCGUGGCUUCGGGGCGUUGACGGCGCAAUACGCGUUGCACGGAGCGCUACUGGCCGCAGCCAGGACUCUGCUGAGGCUGCUGCUGCUGGAACGAGGGGCCAGCUAGAGGUUGUGUUACCAUAGAGACCACACAGCAUCACUUCCUGUACAGUGGUCACAUCAGUUCACCCCUACUGUGUACGACAGAUUAAUGCCGCACCUGACGACGUUUUCUCUCUGACCAAAACAUGAAGUGAUGUCAGGAAUGAGACACACACACACACACACACACACACACACACACACAUACACAUGAAUGAUAUGUUGAGCUCAGAAAACACCAUAACAACCACCAGGAAGUGUCAGGCGCUUCACCUCCUUUCAGCUGACUUCGGUGGUCACAGUGUAAACACUUCAGUCAUGUUUAGCUUAGCUUAGCACAGACUGGGAGGUAAACUGUUAGCCUGUUAGCCAGAGCUGCGUUCUGACGGUCUGUUGGCUCAGGUUUCUUUCUACUCAGCUGAGUGUGAAUGAACAUCUGAGCGCCGUCACCUGACUUCAGCACGUUUUCUGUCGACGACCGUGAAACGCAUUCAGGAACAAAAACAACUCGACUGCAGCCCAGGUCUGAUUUAUUUUGAAAGUUUGUGUCACUUCCUGAUGUCACUCUCUGCCAAACAAUAAUGUUGUGAUGGUCGUGUGUAACCAUGGAAGCGUAGUGUAACUUCCUGCUCCAGCAUGAACUCAUGAUUCUGUGGUAGAAAUAAUAUUCUGUUUGUGUUGAAAUACUGAAAGCUGAUUGGUCGCCUGCAGCUGCAGGUGUGUGUCGAUACUCAAGAACACCUACAGAGAGAACUUGGUGAGCCAACAAAAACUACUUUUUAUUUGUAUAAAGUUGUAAAAAUAUGAGUUCUGUGUAUUCAAAGAAAUGAAGAUUAAGAUUAAAUUAUAUGUGAUUAAUAAAUAUUUAAAUUAAAUCAGUGAAGAAUAAAUUAAUCAGAGACUGCACAUUUGGAAAUAAAAGCCAAAAUGUUUCAAGUCUGAAAAAAUGAAAUCUUGAAAUAACAGAUGUUCACAUCAGUCUGUAUUUAUUCUGAUUUUGUUGUAAUGUUGAAGCUUUGCAAAAUAAAGAUUUUCUUCUGAAACAAGGAA
Molecule: messenger RNA, 2446 nt
Organism: Scatophagus argus
Lineage: Eukaryota; Metazoa; Chordata; Actinopteri; Scatophagidae
Gene: slc25a46
Product: solute carrier family 25 member 46
Exons: 8
Coding region: 162-1421 (419 amino acids)
Biological process (GO): mitochondrial fission; axon development; mitochondrial membrane fission
Cellular component (GO): mitochondrial outer membrane
Source: RefSeq, a predicted model, not a curated record